Triplophysa dalaica is the source of this 1407-nucleotide messenger RNA. RefSeq names its product family with sequence similarity 169 member B (gene fam169b). NCBI's taxonomy places the organism in Eukaryota, Metazoa, Chordata, Actinopteri, Cypriniformes, Nemacheilidae. The transcript has 9 exons. Bases 21 to 1055 code for a protein of 344 amino acids. The record is from RefSeq and is a predicted model, not a curated record.
CGUUAGACCCAACUUUCAAAAUGGAAUCCAGCUCUAUUUUGAAGAGCAGUCCAGAAGGUGAUCUUUACCCGGUGGAUCUACCUGUGCUACAUUAUAGCGAGCUGAAUACAGGAUGUGAAGAAUACCUGUCGAGGGUUAAAUCGGACGGUGCCAUGCCUUUCACCCUCCCUCAUGGAGAGAAAGUGCAAGUAACUUGUAAAACCAUUGGCCGACUUCCAUUUCUUAGAGAAGACACGUCACGAUUCAUUCUUGCCUUACAUACACCUGAGGAUGAAACCCAAGUGGUUGCCGUGUACUUGCAAGGCAAAUGGUGGCCUAUUGGUGAUGUUUUGAAGACGUCAAACAAAUCCAGACGUGGACUUGUGUUGGUGGAAUCAGUUAUGGAAAGAGUUGUGCUGUUCCUGCUCAGUCAGGUUAUAUUUGGAAUCCUGGAAAGGCCUCUCAAAGACGACCUAUAUUUUUCCACUUAUUCCGUGUGGGAACACGGAAAAAUUAUCUGGCACAAUGGAGAAGCGGUUGGGUUUUAUACCAGCAAAAAAAGGGGAAGCCUGUGUGAUGGUCACACAGGCCAGAGUUAUCAGCUCCCAGUGCUGGACACGGUGUUUGUCCGCUCUCACUCGAGAAGGACUGGUCUCGCUUUACAGAUGCUUGAGGAUUUCUGCUUAUCCCAACCCACCGAGGGUAUUCUGGGAAUUAGCUUUCCUAUGUCUACUGGCAUGUACGGAGUUUGCAAGAAGUAUCUUGAGACGAAUGAGGAAGAAAGAGAUCGUCUGUAUGAGGUGGAAGCCCCUGGUGAAUGGACUCAGAGAAGAAAUGUGUGGUUAAACAUCCAGCUGCAAAAGCUACAACAGGACUGUCAGGACUCAGCAUGUGGAGAUGCAGAGCAGAGUCCACACACCUUCAGUCAUGAAAGAAGGAAACCUGAUUCGGGAGAAGAGGGGACACUGCAACAAUGUGGAUCACUUGUCAACUCUAAAGGUCUGUCAGGCUCUGCAAAAAAGCGACCAGCUGAUCAGAUCGAGACCAAAACAAACAGUAAAAAAGCCAUGACUUGAUGUUAAAUUGCAGCGUAUUUAAUUUAUUGAGAGAUAUCAAACAGAAUUUUGAAAGGGCUGCCCUGAGAAAGUAUAUUACUGUGCAAGAAUCAUGAUUUUAGUACAGUGAAUUAUAUCACAUGCAAAUGAAUAUUUGGCUAUUUUGGAUAUGUUUAUAUAUUAACAAAUUAAAUAAACGUGUAUUUAUUUGUUUGUUUAUUACAAACAGUAAGACUAAAAUAAAAAUAUGAAGGAAAGGAAAUAUACAGUAUAUAUAAACAAAAUGUGACUUGUGCUAACUGUUUGUGCAUGUGUGGGGUAUGUAUGUGUCUUUCAUAUACUAUAGAUUAUAAUACAAUGCAAUAUUUUCUUC